Molecule: messenger RNA, 4090 nt
Organism: Trichogramma pretiosum
Lineage: Eukaryota; Metazoa; Arthropoda; Insecta; Hymenoptera; Trichogrammatidae
Exons: 7
Coding region: 1319-3559 (746 amino acids)
Source: RefSeq, a predicted model, not a curated record
GGAUGUAUGAGUGGAUGCUAUAGUAGCGCUCAGCUCGGUAUCAAACGUUCACUGCUCAAUGUUCACACUUCACAUUCAUGCUGAUAAGUGUGUGUGUGCUCUCACAUACAGACGUAUUGUUGAGCCCAGAAGUAGAGAGAGUAUACAGAGCAAGUAUUAGCGCGCGCAAUGCAAGCAACUGUGCUGCGAGGGAAAGAACGAGAGAAUAACGCGUAGAAGGCUAGUCCACCAGGAGGCGCGCGUCCUAGAACUUCCAAAUCCCGUAAUAUACGUGAAAUAAAUGAUAUAUCUGUAUUCUGUGAAGGUGCGUGAGUGUGUAAAUAUAAACUGCUGCAAUUAUUCCAACAUGCGUAAAAACUGAGCAGCGAGGCAAAUAUUGUUCGUUUCUUAGAUUUAGUGGGGUUAGUGCAACUUGUGUUCUAUGUGUUUUCGAUAGGCAUUUAAGCAGUAACAGUUGUAGCAGUAACAGCAGCAAGUAUAGGCAGCAAAAAAAUCAGAACGGACAGUCGCCACUAAGGCUGCGAUCAUCAGCAGUGGCAGUCGGACGUUACUGUUGUAGUCCGAAACAGAACUACGACAACAAGCGCAAGAUCAGUAGCAGUAGCAAAUUUAAAAGAAUUUGGCGUCUUGGUGCCGAGCUUCGUGUGUUGAGUGUGCUAGCGUGGCGAAGGCGCGCCGAUAUAACCUACAAAAGCGUUCUCGGGCAAAUUUUUGCAAGAGGACCAUUUCUGACAAAGUAACUUAUAUUAUUGCCUAGCAAUCACAUCGAAAGUCAGUGAACAAUGCAUUGACAGCAUUUUUCUCUUGCUUCACGCCACCGUUGAUGCUUACUUAUUCCACUAAAGCAACGUAUUUACUCGUUGAUGAUAAAAAAUUGCUAGAUGACGCGCUCAUGAAAGACACUGCUGAAUCACGAAUGACUCGAGUUUUCAUCAACAUUGUAUCACAUAAUACGCGCCAAACGUAAACUUGAUGGUACAUAUGAAGCUAUGAAGUCGAACAAAUAAGCAAUUUUGUGGCUCUUUGCAAUCACUUUCAACACUACCCAUCGAAACCUGGAGCUUCAUCUCUGCACGUAAUAUAUAUAUACAUCUAAAUGUAUUAUAUAUAUAUUUACCAUUAUACGUACAUAUAGAUAUAUACAGAUAGAAAAACAUGGAUAUUCAAUUAUCAUAACUUAUUUUUAAGUUACAAGAAAGAUAUUGUAUAGGUGUGUGGAUUUGGCCAAAAACAAUUGUACACGGUUUUGUAGAAGCUUGAGGUAAAUAUUCUCGGCUGUGUUCUAAUCGACGACCGCGGCAGCAUCAACGCUUUCUCGAUGUACGUUACGGAUGGCGCUUCGAAUAGUCUAGUGGUAAAAGAAGAGCGUCCAGAUGAAGCAGAGAUUAAAGAGCUUGCCGCCAAAAUGGUGGAAGCACACAAAGCAAAAAAUGCCUCGGCGGCUACUGCAACAGUGCAAGCAUCUCAGGCUUCAAGCAAAACAAAUGCAAUGACAUCUGCUAAUCAAAAUCUUUCUAAUUUAUUAGCAUGCCCCAGACCGAGUCAAACUCUACCAACACCUGAUGGUGAAAUACCAGAAGAUGAUGAAAGCCAAAAAGGUAGAUUUGGUUGGACAACUUUUCACGAUUGUCACAUACCUUAUAUAUACAGAGGAAAAGAAAAAUAUUGUCCUGUAAGAAUCUUGGAAGUCCAAGUUCUCAAUAAAUAUAUAUCACACUUGAGUAGUGACAUAUUUGGGUGUCAAUGUGUUAAUAGUUAUAUGAUAACAGAAGCUGAAAGUAGAUUAUUAAAUGAAAUCAACAAUAGACAUUGCGAAAAUAAAUUUGGACGUGACCAAUUUACAACUGAAGAUUGUAUAGUACGCUUAGUAGAUGCUAGGGAAUUUUACAUAUAUCUGGAUAUAUGUUAUACAAAAUUAAAUUCAGGUUCAACUCACAGCAUCAUGACAUCCCAAAAAUUACCAGAAAAAUGUGGUUUUAUUCGUAUUAAUAAGGAAUCAGUAGUACCUUAUACAGUUAAGGAUAAUCUUAAGUAUGUUCCUCUAUUCUAUUUUGAAGGAGAAACAGAAAAUUUAAAACUUAAAGCUGAAAAACUUGAAGGUUGGGAUCUGGUGUACUUAAAGUUUUGUUGCAAAGUUCAAGGCAUUAGAAAUGAAUUAUUCUCAAGUGAAACAUGUUCAGUAAUUAGUUUGAAUGACAUAAGAAGUUAUUUUCCACCUGGUACAGGUUUUGAAGACUAUUGGCCUAACAAAGUAACAGAUUGUCAUUUAUUGACAAACAAUAAAAGUGGUGGUAGUUGGUUAAAACCACCAAUCAUGCCACCAGUUACAAAAAAAAAUGUGUCAAACAGUAUGUCUAAAAAUAUGAUUAAUGCCAGAGGUGCUUCUUUACAAAAUAUGUUGCCACGAGGUUCAUUACCAAUAUCCACUGUACAAAAAGCAUCUAAUCAAAGAUCUAUGGUUGCAUCACAUCCAUCUAUUCCAUCUAAUAUAACCUCUGCUUCUUCGCGAAACAACCAGUUAACUCAAUCAGUUAUGAAUGUUCAAGCAUCAGUUAAUGGUUGGAAUGGACUUGUCAGUGGACAGGCCCCUACAUAUCCUCUUGUGUCACAGGCUAAUACUUCUCUCAUGCGAAUGAACUCAAGCAUGAGUUUACAUAACUCUCUUAAUAGUCGCAGUAUCAAUAAUAGAGGGUCUACAAUACCUCCACAGCAAUAUGGAACUUAUCCAGUAUCAUCAAUAAUGCAAACUCCACCUCUUAUAAGAACAAAUCCACAUUCCAAUCAACCACACAUAGGUUAUCCAACAUAUGAGAAAGAUGACUGGGUAUCAACUCAAAACAUGAGCAUGCCAAGUCCAGUUACAGCUAACACUUACCCCAUUUUGAGUGGUUUAAAUCAUGAACAAGUACAAGCGUUGUCAAUGCCUCCACCAACAUCUACUGCUCCAGUAGCAUCUUCUAUGUUACAACAACAAAGACACACUCCACCUGUACCUAUGAGUUCUAGUCAUGGUACACCUCAUAUAACUCAUAACAAAUAUCCACCACCACCCCUUAUACCAGUAAAUGGCAAUAGUAAUAACACCAGGGAAUCAAGAGGCAGACCUUUAAUAAUUAUUGCGGAAACACAUCCUUCUGUCAACUGUCCUGUUCAGCCUUAUCAAAUUCAGAAGGCAUUAAUAGAAGAUAAAUUGGUGCCUUGCAUCAAUUUCAAACCAUACAUUUAUUCAGAAUUGUUGAUGACUUUGCCUGAUUUUGUUAGUGAAUUCUUUCCCACAUGCAACGUAGACAAAUGCAGACAAGUUUUGGAUGUUCUUAAUGUAGAGCUUUAUCAGUGCAACAGUACCCAAAUGGAAAUGUUGUUGAAAAAUGGCAAGUGUAGCUCUUUGAGAGAAGAGCUGCCACUGAUUCAAGUGCGUAGCAUCAUGAAAUUCAUGCCACAGUUGAAAUACAUGCUAAACCAAAAUUCAGCAGCCUCGCAAGGGUUGCCACCUAACAAUCAACAUGCUCACUCAUCGUCCGAAGAGCAUUCCGCGAAAAAGCGUCAACGUACCAGCUAGGAUUGGUUGCAGCCUUAUUGGCCGACUUAUGAUUAUUACCAUUCGGCAUUCUAAUCUGCACUUGAGAUCUGCACAAAAUUCAACACUUACGCAUUAUCUCUUUGCGUAUUAUUGUUCAUGUGAGUGAAAAUACUAUUUGGACAUAUCUUGUGUGUUAAAAAAGUGCUGCUACUGCCGUUUAAAUGUACAAGCUGUACUGUCUGUAAUGUCAUUGGACUCAGUGUUAUUCGUAACAUCUCACAAAUGGACUCUAGAAAAAUGGUUUUUUCAUUAAGUGAUGAUGAUACGCGCCAGUGAUCAAAUAAAGAGACAACGCACUGAAACUUUUAAUCGUGGAAGUUCUCUACAAUUCUUAAAAAUAAUGGAAAAAUAAACUUAUGACAUAAGUAAUCAAUCGUGUAAAUAUAUUAAAUAAAAGUGAUUAAAAUUAAACUGAGGUUCAGCAUAAAAACAACCAGAAGUCUGUCUGUUCAGCUUUAGUGUGAAAAAAAUGUUUUAUUUUUCAAUAAAUUCUUUAACUUUUUAACUUUU